AGAUCUCGGGGAACACGGAGGACAUCCCCCUGGUGCGCUGGAGGCAGCAAUGGCUGGAGAACGGGACACUGCUCUUCCACAUCCAUCACCAAGACGGAGCCCCGAGCCUUCCCGGCCAGGACCCCACGGAAGAGCCCCAGCACGAGUCUGCGGAGGAGGAGCUGCGCAUUCUGCACAUCUCCGUCAUGGGCGGCAUGAUCGCUCUGCUGCUGUCCAUCCUGUGCCUGGUGAUGAUUCUGUACACCCGCCGUCGCUGGUGCAAGCGCCGCCGGGUCCAGCCCCAGAAGAGCGCCAGCGCCGAGGCCGCCAACGAGAUCCACUACAUCCCGUCCGUGCUGAUCGGCGGGCAUGGCCGCGAAAGCCUGCGCAAUGCCCGCGUGCAGGGCCACAACUCCAGUGGCACGCUGAGCAUCCGGGAGACGCCCAUCCUGGACGGGUACGAGUAUGACAUCACCGACCUGCGCCACCACCUGCAGCGGGAGUGUAUGAACGGAGGGGAGGACUUCGCCAGUCAGGUCACACGCACCCUCGACUCCCUGCAGGGCUGCAACGAGAAGACGAGCAUGGACUUGACUCCAGGAAGCGACAACGCCAAGCUGUCACUGAUGAACAAGUAUAAAGAUAAUAUCAUCGCCACCAGCCCCGUGGACUCCAGCCACCAGCAGGCCACACUCCUGUCCCAUACCUCCACCACCCAAAGAAAGCGAAUCAACAAUAAAGCGAGAGCCGGUUCUGCCUUCCUGAACCCCGAAGGGGAUUCUGGCACCGAGGCAGAGAACGACCCGCAGCUGACCUUUUACACCGACCCCUCUCGGAGCCGAAGGCGCAGUCGAGUGGGCUCCCCCCGUAGCCCCGUGAACAAGACCACCUUGACGCUCAUCAGCAUCACCAGCUGCGUCAUUGGCCUGGUAUGCGCCUCCCACGUCAGCUGUCCGCUCGUGGUGAAAAUCACGCUGCACGUCCCUGAACACCUGAUCGCCGACGGCAGCCGCUUCAUCCUGCUGGAGGGGAGCCAACUGGACGCCAGCGACUGGCUGAACCCUGCGCAGGUGGUGCUGUUCUCUCAGCAGAACUCCAGCGGGCCCUGGGCCAUGGACCUGUGUGCUCGGCGCCUCCUGGACCCCUGUGAACACCAGUGUGACCCUGAAACCGGCGAGUGUCUGUGUUACGAAGGUUACAUGAAGGACCCAGUCCACAAGCAUCUCUGCAUUCGGAACGAAUGGGGCGCCAACCAGGGGCCUUGGCCCUACACGAUAUUUCAGCGCGGGUUUGACCUGGUAUUGGGAGAACAACCUUCCGAUAAAAUAUUCAGGUUCACUUACACGCUGGGCGAGGGCAUGUGGCUGCCCCUCAGCAAGAGCUUCGUGAUCCCCCCCGCGGAACUGGCCAUCAACCCCUCGGCCAAGUGCAAGACGGACAUGACCGUGAUGGAGGACUCGGUGGAGGUCCGGGAGGAGCUGAUGGCCUCGUCGUCCUUCGACAGCCUGGAGGUGCUGCUCGACUCCUUUGGGCCCGUGCGCGACUGCAGCAAGGAGAACGGGGGCUGCAGGAAGAACUUCCGCUGCAUCUCCGACCGCAAGCUCGACUCCACGGGCUGCGUGUGCCCCUCUGGACUCAGCCCCAUGAAGGACAGCUCAGGCUGCUAUGACCGUCACAUCGGGGUGGACUGUUCCGACGGCUUCAACGGUGGCUGCGAGCAACUCUGUCUCCAGCAGACGGCGCCCUUCCAGGACGACCCCGCCCUGUACAACAUCCUCAUGUUCUGCGGGUGCAUCGAGGAUUACAAACUGGCCGUGGAUGGGCGCUCCUGCCAGCUCAUCACGGAGGCCUGCCCGGAAGGGGGUGACUGUGGCGAGGGCCGGGAGCUCCCCAUGAACCAGACCCUCUUUGGGGAGAUGUUCUUUGGUUACAACAACCAUUCCAGAGAGGUGGCGGCUGGACAGGUGCUCAGAGGAACGUUCAGGCAGAACAACUUUGCUCGAGGGUUAGACCAGCAGCUGCCUGACGGCCUCGUAGUAGCCACAGUUCCCCUGGAGAACCAGUGUCUGGAGGAGAUCUCCGAGCCCACACCGGACCCCGACUUCCUCACAGGGAUGGUGAACUUCAGCGAGGUGUCGGGGUACCCCGUCCUACAGCACUGGAAGGUCCGGUCCUUGAUGUAUCACAUCAAACUCAACCAGGUGGCCGUGUCUCAGGCUCUGAGCAACGCCCUCCACUCCCUGGAUGGUGCCACCUCGCGGGCGGAUUUCGUGGCCCUCCUGGACCACUUUGGCAACCACUACAUCCAGGAAGCCGUCUACGGCUUCGAGGAGUCCUGUUCGAUCUGGUACCCCAACAAGCAGGUGCAGCGGCGGCUCUGGCUGGAAUAUGAAGACAUCAGCAAAGGUACUGUGGUGGGCGCAGGAGAAAUACCUGGGGGAGGG
Molecule: messenger RNA, 2423 nt
Organism: Sorex fumeus (smoky shrew)
Lineage: Eukaryota; Metazoa; Chordata; Mammalia; Eulipotyphla; Soricidae
Product: astrotactin-1-like
Biological process (GO): neuron cell-cell adhesion; neuron migration
Source: RefSeq, a predicted model, not a curated record